Molecule: messenger RNA, 3561 nt
Organism: Candidozyma auris
Lineage: Eukaryota; Fungi; Ascomycota; Pichiomycetes; Serinales; Metschnikowiaceae
Product: FG-nucleoporin
Exons: 1
Coding region: 1-3561 (1186 amino acids)
Source: RefSeq, a predicted model, not a curated record
AUGAAGCGUUCCGUCAGCCCCCAGACAGUUCAAGAUCUGUCUGGAGCGCCUGUAUCGAAAAAGCGGAGGUUUUUGGGCGUCGUCACGUCUUUAGCCUCCCGCUUGUUUUCCAAACAAGAAUCAUCGCAAUCAAACGAACCCAUUUUCGCCAAUGAGGCCGAUGAUGCACCCGAACUGCUUCCCACUGAUUUUGUCUCGAAAAAAAGAAGACUGUCAGUGCAUGAAUCUUUGAAAGCGGCUAACGAGGCCGUCCCUAGAAUGUCUACGCAGCUUCCUUGCGUGAAAGGCUACCUGGGGCUUACUCAGACUUUACAGACGCAAAAUGAUGUUUUCAACGUGGCCAGUGAGCAUGAGAGACGAGAGUCUAUUUUGCCUCCCAAUGUGCCAGACUAUGUGGCUAAUGGUGACGACGAAUCUGCAUUUCUCAAGGACUUAUCUCCAAAUUUGAAUAGCAUUCCCAGAAAGAGUUUGCUACCGACGAUGGAGCGGGAUUUGGAUUACAACAACUCUGACGAGAUGGAGGAUGAGCCCAAUGGAGGCGCUUUGGUGGCACAACCAGAGUUUGCUCCCAUGUACCAAGACGAAGAGGGUAAUUUGAUUAGACCUCCAUUCAUCAACUUGGACCCAAACGAAAGGUAUCAUUUGUUGCAGCUCAAGCGGUCCGUAGAAAUGUCAGAAUAUUUACAGAGCCGUUUAAAAUACAUGGUGAACCCAGAUGAGACAAGAAGCGUGUCGGUUGGUGGAACUAAGGUAGACACUACUACCCAGACUCAAAACGUGGAUACCCUUGAGCGUACUAUGAGUUUCAACAGUCUACGCAAUAAAAUGGCAAAUGCUAAGAAACAGCGCCGGCAGCGAAAAACACGUGGAUUUUUUUCUGGUGAAUUUUACUAUGAACCACAGGCUCCUAAGAAAACUGCAAAAGCUCUGACGGCUGCCGGUGCUGACUUGAAUGGAUAUCUAGGCGAAAUUCAAAAACCUCAAUUUUCCAAGCCUAAGCAAGAUAAGCCUGUUUCGCUAUUUCCAGAUCAGGAGACAUCUCCAAAGAUUGGCUUGGAAAAACACCAUCGCACAGGUCUAGAUAGCAUAUUGAAGAAUGGGAAGGAUGAGAAGCCUGUUUUGGAUCAAGAUUACUUGGACAAGACCGAAAGCAUAAUCAAAAUGAAGGAAACAAGGAGCAAGGCUCCCAAGGAGUCAUCCAUUGGACCCAGCAGUGGGUUCAACCUUGAAAUAAAUAAGGACAAGCUUGGAUCUAUUUUGCAGACUCGGAAAGAAGAUGACAAACGUGUCGAGAAAGCAAACGAAGCUGAUUCAGGAAAUGCUGAGGAAGAAGGGAAGCGUGCUCUUUUCGGUCUUCCGACAUCUUCAGGCGAAUCAGAAUCUAAGCGAAAAAGAGUCAUUGACUAUGAUGCAUCAGAAGCAAAGAAGCCUCCUUUUAUGUUCAACCCUUCUGCUUCUAAGAAUAAUGAUGAAAAAGCUGAAGAAAAGAAGCCUGCAUUUCUGUUUGGUAAAUCCGAGACUCAGCCGCUCAGCUUCAACCUCUCGAAAUCAGGUACCUCGGAUGACAAAUCGGUCGUACCGUCUAAACCAGCGUUCUCGUUUGGUGAGUCUCAGACGAAGCUUGACAGCAAAGAGGAUGACAAAAAGGAUGAGAAUAACGGUGAGGAACCCCCCAAAUUCUCGUUUGGCGGUUCUAGUUCCGGACCGCUAUUCGGUGGCUCUAAGAGGUUGCGCGAUGAAGAUGAGCAGAAGUCAUCAGACAAGGGCGCCGAUACCCCUAAGUUUUCAUUUGGAUCUAAUGCCAAACUGAGCUCGUUCAAGUCCCCCACCACUGUGGCCAGAUCUUCCGAGGGUGAAGAUGAAAAAGAUGGUUCUAAGUCACAUUUUGGUCCCCCCAAACAAUCUAAUCCGGAUGUACCUACGGAGCAAACGCCAUCCACUGAAGACUCAGAUAGUAAAAAGGAAGCCGCAACUGCGUUCAGCUUUGGCAAAAGCACUGAGAAGGAUGGUUCGAAACCGGCAGUUUCAUUCAGUGGCUCCUCAGAGAAGAAGGACACGACCCCGGCAUUUUCCUUUGGGGGCCAAGCAGAGAAAAAGGAAACCGCCCCACUGUUUAGCUUUGGUGGAACUGCUGAAAAGAAGGGCACGACUCCAGCAUUUUCAUUUGGCUCGUCUGAGAAGAAGGAAACCACCCCUAUGUUCAGCUUUGGUGGAACUGCUGAAAAGAAGGACGUGACUCCAGCAUUUGCAUUUGGCGAUUCUUCAGAGGAAAAGAAAGCCACCCCACUGUUCAGCUUUGGCGGCUCUUCUGAAAAGAAAGUCGCUCCAGCUUUCAACUUUGGCUCUACGGAAUCCAAAGCAUCAACUCCCAAUGAGUCCUCAGACACGAAGAGAGACGGCACGUCUGAUAAUGCACUGGAAAAGGUGGAGAAUGCUACACCUUCCUUUUCAUUUACACCAAAUAAGAAUUCCGAAAAACCAAAUCUUUUUGGUGGUGAGAAAAAAGAUACGCCUAAGUUUGACUUCAAGGCUUCUAGCACAACCCCAAAGUUCUCAUUCGAUAAGCCUAAAUCGGAGGAGCCAAAAGAGUCAAAUGACGCCCCAAAGUUCAAUUUUGGUGGCACGAAGUCUGUGUCACCAUCUUUCAAUUUCGGUGCUUCUUCCUCCAAAGAGCCAUUGGGGGACUCGAAGCCCUUAUCAAUGUCGGGAAAGGAAACUACGCCUGCCUUCUCAGUGUCAUCCAAGGAAACCACGCCAAAACCAUUCCAGUUCGGUCAAGCUGGCGCAAAGCCCACGUUUAACUUUGGCAACACUCAGAUGCCUUCCAUGCAAACACCGGCAUUCGGUGGCGACCCGAAAAACACAUCUGCAUCCACAUUUUCAUUUGGCAAACCCGAAACGCCUCUGAUCCCCAACCAGGCCGGCACUGGAAAUGCAUCUGAACAAAAACCUGCAUUCUCGUUUGGUCAGGCUGCUACGGUGGACCCAGCGCUGAUAUUUGGUGCUAGUAGUGACUCUAACACGCCGGCUCCCAAGCCGGCCACAGCGUUCGGUGGCCCUUCUAACACGGCAUCACCAUUUAAUUUUGGAGCUACGCAACAGCCAGUCUUCGGAGGCACUACGGGAGUUUUCGGCGGGCCCAAUCCAAACGCCCCAGCGGCUCCAGCAUUCAACUUUGGAUCGAACAUGGCCGCACCUCAACCUACUCAAAGUCCGUUUGGUCAGGCGAAUACUUCCAGUGUUUUUGGUUCCAGAGGUUCUACACCAGGAGCUGCUACAAUGCCCGGUCAACCAGGCGGGGCCGUGGCAAAUCCAGCGUCGAUUUUCGGAGGUAAUACGAAUCAGCCUCAACAAGGUUUCGGAGCCGGAGCUGCUCAAUUCAAUAGUGCCCCAGGCAGCCUCGGAACGGGCAGUAGAGAAAAUACCCCACCGGUGUUUGGAACUGGUGCCCCUGGCGCCCCUGGCGCCCCUGGCGCUUUCGGAGCCGGUCAGCUGUUCACCCCUCCUAUGGCAGUUCAGGGCCGUCGUAUCGCUCAGAUGCGCCGUCCAAGAAGAAGAUAA